AUGUUAAUUGAAAUUUGUAUCCGUAACACACGUGCAUUUCUAUGGAUAUAUUAUUACUCUCGAAAAGCAAUAAAUAUUCGGGAAAUCGGCUUCGCUAAGUUGCAUUUCUACUGCAAACGCAUGUGUCUGCGUACUACUGUAGCAAAGUGUCACCAAUGGCAUGCGAACGCCGCUUUUCUAAUCGUCCCCGAAAAGGGGCGGGGCGUCGCGUUGCUGCGUUUUUAUGCAGUGAAGGCGGUAUUGUAUGUUGCAAGUUACUGA
Necator americanus (New World hookworm) is the source of this 261-nucleotide messenger RNA. RefSeq lists its product as uncharacterized. The coding region runs from base 1 to 261 and encodes 86 amino acids. The transcript has a single exon. NCBI's taxonomy places the organism in Eukaryota, Metazoa, Nematoda, Chromadorea, Rhabditida, Ancylostomatidae. The record is from RefSeq and is a predicted model, not a curated record.